UCAGAGAUGCUGCCACUGCUGCUGUCCCUGCUGUUGGCAGGGUCCCUGGCUCAGUAUGACAGAUACCUACUGGAAGUGCAGGAAUCCGUGACUGUGCAGGAGGGCCUGUGUGUCUCUGUGCCCUGCACCUUCUCCCAUCCCUGGUACUACUGGAAUAAUGCUGCCCCAGCUCAUGGCUACUGGUUCCGGGAAGGGGCAAAUACACAGCAGGAUGCUCCUGUGGCCACAAACAACCCAGACCGUAAAGUGCAGGAGGAGACCCAGGGCCGAUUCCGCCUCCUUGGAGACCCCCAGACCUACAACUGCUCCCUGGACAUCAGAGAUGCCAGCAGGAAGGACAAUGGAAAAUAUUUUUUUCGGGUGGAGAGAGGAAUUACAAAAUGGACUUACACAUCUAACCAUCUCUCUGUGCAUGUAAUAGCCCUGACCCACACACCCCACAUCCUCAUUCCGGGGACCCUGGAGUCUGGCCGCCCCAGGAACGUGACCUGCUCUGUGCCCUGGGCCUGUGAGUGGGUCACACCCCCCAUCUUCUCCUGGACAUCAGCUGCCCUCACCUCCCUGGGACCAAGGACCCACCUCUCCUCAGUGCUCACUCUCACCCCACGGCCCCAGGACCAUGGCACCAACCUCACCUGUCAGGUGAAGUUCCCUGCAGCUGGUGUGACUGUGGAAAGGACCAUCCAGCUCAACAUCACCUAUGCUCCACAGAACAUGGUCAUCAGCAUCUUCCAAGGAAACAGCACAGGCCUCAAGAUCCCGCAAGACGCCUCGACCCUUCCCGUCCUGGAGGGCCAGACUGUGCGGCUGCUCUGUGUGGCUGACAGCAACCCGCCCGCAGAGCUGAGCUGGUUCCAGGGGUCCCCAGCCCUGAACGCCACCCCCAUAUCCAUCACCGCCAUCCUGGAACUGCCUCCCAUAGGGACUACAGGAGGAGACUUCACCUGCCUUGCUCGGCACCCGCUGGGCUCCCAAAAUGUCUCUGUGAGCCUCUCCGUGGUCUGUAAACCAGAACCCAGGGCUGGCAGGGUCCUGGCAGCAGUUGCAGGAGCUGGCAUCACGGCCUUGCUUUCUCUCUGCCUCUGUCUCAUCUUCAGAGUGAAGACCUGCAGGAAGAAGGCAGCCCAGCCAGUGCAGAGCACGGACAACGUGAACCCAGUCGAGGGCUCAGGCUCCGGGGCUCAUCGCCACCAGUUCUGGACAGACUCCCCUUCAGACCACCCAGCCCCUGCUGGGGUGAGCCCCAUCUCGAGAGAGGAACCAGAGCUCCACUAUGCUUUCCUCAGAUUUCACAAGCCUCCCAAAAAAAAAGACACCAACAUGGAAUAUGCAGAGAUCAAGACACACAAAUGA
Molecule: messenger RNA, 1353 nt
Organism: Ceratotherium simum simum (southern white rhinoceros)
Lineage: Eukaryota; Metazoa; Chordata; Mammalia; Perissodactyla; Rhinocerotidae
Source: RefSeq, a predicted model, not a curated record